Capsaspora owczarzaki ATCC 30864 is the source of this 2192-nucleotide messenger RNA. RefSeq lists its product as hypothetical. NCBI's taxonomy places the organism in Eukaryota, Filasterea, Ministeriida, Capsasporidae. The record is from RefSeq and is a predicted model, not a curated record. Gene Ontology annotation, molecular function: protein kinase activity; protein binding; ATP binding. The coding region runs from base 42 to 1943 and encodes 633 amino acids. Gene Ontology annotation, biological process: protein phosphorylation. The transcript has 6 exons.
UGUUUGGCUGUGUUCAACAACAAGCUCGAAUCUGAAGAAAAAUGAACGAGAGACAGCACGAGCUGUAUUACAAAGUCAAGAAUAAGAGUGGGGCGCUCAGUCUGGAUGGGAGCUUUAUUGGCGAUGCAGAUACGCAGGUGAUUGCUGAGGCCCUCAGGGUGAACACGACGCUGACGAUGCUCCAUCUGAACCGGAAUGAGAUUGGCGAUGCUGGCGCUCAUGCUCUUGCUGAGGCACUCAAAGUGAACUGGGCGCUGACUUGGCUGUGCCUGAGUGAGAAUCACAUUGGCGAUGUUGGAGCGCAAGGGAUUGCUGAGGCACUCAGAGUGAACAGGAGGCUGACUCACCUUUAUAUUGACAAAAACCUCUUGACAAGCGCUGGAAUCACUGCGCUCAACCAAACAGGAAAUACCAUUUGUACUCUGUACCUUGCCGACCAGUAUGAUAUAUCGCCUGCCGAAUUGGCUCAGAUUGCAGCUCGUGCAGCAGCGAUCGCUCGUGAAUCCGAGAUGCAAUACUUGCGCUUCGAGCUCGCUGCCAAAGACGACAGGCUCUCUGCCAAAGACGAGGAGCUCGCUUUGAAAGACCAAGAGCUCGCUUUGAAAGACCAGGAACUUGCUACCAAAGACCAGGAGCUCGCUGCCAAAAAUCAAGAGCUUGCUACCAAAGACCAGGAACUUGCUACCAAAGACCAGGAGCUCGAUGCCAAAGACCAGGCGCUUGCAACCAAAGAAUGGGAGCUCGCUGCCAGAGUUCAAGAGCUCGAUGCCAAAGAAUCGGAGCUUGCUAUCAAAGACAAGGAGCUCGCUGCCAAAAAUCAAGAGCUUGCUGCCAAAGACCAGGAGGUUGCUUCCAAAAAUCAAGAGCUUGCUACCAAAGACCAGGAGGUUGCUUCCAAAAAUCAGGAGCUCGCUUUGAAAGACCAGGAGCUCGCUGCCAAAAUUCAAGAGCUUACUACCAAAGACCAGGAGCUUGCGACCAAAGAUCAAGAGCUACAACAACUUCGCUCCGAUUUGCAGUCAGCUCUUGAUCAGAUCGACGUACUUGAACAACCAGACAUUGGAUUCACAUCCAAAUUUGACGAACCCAUCCCGCAAGUGCCUCUUGCAACUCUUGUCGCCGCCACAAACAAUUUCGCCUCUGACUCUCUGCUUGGCGCAGGAGCGUUUGGUCGCGUGUACGGCGCCAGUUUGUCUGGCCGUCGUGUGGCUAUCAAAAAGCUGUCGGCUGAAUCCAAGCAGGGCACGGUCGAAUUCAAGUCGGAACUGGAUUCUUUGUCGAAAUUCCGUCACGCCAACAUUAUUGCCAUUCUGUCCUAUGCAGAAGAAGGCGACGAGCGAUGCCUUGUUUACGAAUUCAUGCCCAACGGCUCUGUUCGCGAUCGCCUGAAUCGGAAGCACAACACCCCUCCGCUGACCUGGUCUCAGCGCCAUCGCAUUGCGGCUGAUGUUGCCCGCGGCAUGCACUACGUUCAAACAGCCUUCCCUGACCAUGCACUGUUCCAUCUGGACCUCAAGACGGACAACGUUCUCCUGGACGAGCAUUUCAAUGCAAAAGUGUCGGACUUUGGUCUUGUCCGCGCUGCCAAACACCUCGAUGAGCAAAGCUACCUUCGUACGCAUAGCAUGCAAGGCACAGCUCCUUACAUGUGUCCGGAGUUCUUAGAGGAAGGGCGCAUGACCAUCAAGACGGAUGUCUACGCCUUCGGCAUGAUUCUGCUUGAAUUGGUGACUGCCACCAAACCCGGCGCUCGGCUGAAAAAAGAUGCGCGAAAUGCUGCGAAAAGCCAGAACGCACUUGGCAUGCUGGACUCGGCGCUCACAGCCACCGAAGCAGAGCGGGAGAGCGUCGGCAAUCUUGUUGCUCUGGCUCUCGAGUGUCUUGACGAAGAAGCGAACGAGCGCCCGUCGUUUGGCACCCUCGUUGUUGCAUUGGAUCCUUGAUGACAGGCGGACGUCCUCCAAGUUGAUGUUUCAGUUCUGAGUUCGAGUGCUGCAUGUUGAUUCUGCUCCGUCAUUCUUCUAUUAGUCCAUCUCCAUAGUUUUCGAAGAAGCAUCAUGUUCGUGCAAGCCUAUCCAAGGUUUUGCUGUCUGUUGCUGUGAUCGUUGAAUACAAGAUCAGUUGCCUGCUACAUGGCAGGUUGCUUGGCUUGGGAGCAGAAGAUUCGAAAUAAAUAAUGCAUUAACUUAGAG